AAUGCAACGGACAAUACUCUGUUGACAAACCCGACGAUGGAAUUCAACUGUGGUACCCGUACAUGUUUACAAGCUACUCGUUGCCAUAUUUUCCAUCCAAUUAUUCAUGUGAAUAUGAGAUCAAUGUGCCUCAAAACUGGUACGCUGUGGUUCAUUUAUCCGUUCGAUGCCCGACUUUUGUAAUGAACCCGCUUCCAGUUCAGGUAACCGGGGCUCUGCUAGGAGUUGUGGAAGUUUUUUCGUCGGAUGAUGAAGUUUUCUUUUUUGAUUCCACUGGUGGAAAGAUCAACCUUGUCGCAGAUAAUGGAUUGGUUCAAUUCGGUUUUGUUGUUAAGUGGGUUCAGUG
Messenger RNA from Caenorhabditis elegans, 346 nucleotides. The record is from the annotation of a RefSeq genome assembly. Lineage: Eukaryota; Metazoa; Nematoda; Chromadorea; Rhabditida; Rhabditidae.